UCACUCAUCUACUCAACUAUUCAACCUCAACAGAUUCUGCAGCAAUCAUGAAGGCCACUCUCUUCGUCUCUCUCCUCCUCUCUCUCGGCGUCACUGCCACUCCUGCGACCGACACCGUCACCAUUGAGGACGGUGGCUACACCUACACUGGUAUCGACAAGCCCCUCCUCGCCCUCCGUGGUCUUGAGGCUCGUUGCAGCUGCUUCCCCUGCUACUCUCCCCACGCAGACUGCCAGCCCGGAAAGUGCCAGUGUGCUGGUGACUAUGGUUGCUGGUCUUGCGGCGGUGGUCGCAUGCAGUGCCAGCCCGGCCCUGGAUCUGGACAGUGCUGGACUUAG
This is a messenger RNA of Fusarium oxysporum Fo47, 338 nucleotides long. RefSeq lists its product as uncharacterized. The record is from RefSeq and is a predicted model, not a curated record. NCBI's taxonomy places the organism in Eukaryota, Fungi, Ascomycota, Sordariomycetes, Hypocreales, Nectriaceae. Bases 48 to 338 code for a protein of 96 amino acids. The transcript has 2 exons.